GAUGAGGGGGAGAUAGGUGUCCUGGUGUGCAGGCACAACAAGCUGCUGAGUGGCAGCAACACCAAACGCAUCCGCCUGUGGGCAGUGGCUGCUGUGCAGGAGCUGAGGCUGAAAGGUCCCCAUGCCAGGUCCAGCUCUGUCCUGCUAGAACACGAGAUGACCCUCGAUGGGACGAUAGUUAGUGCAGCCUUUGAUGACUCCCUGGAGAUGGGGAUCGUGGGCACCACGGCAGGGACACUCUGGUACAUCAACUGGGUGGAGAGCACGAGCAUCCGACUCAUCAGCGGCCACAAGAACAAGGUGACCGAGGUGUGCUUCAGCCCUGACGAGUCCCACUGUGCCACGUGUGGGGAGGAUGGCAGCGUCAGGAUCUGGGCUCUGGGCAGCAUGGAGCUGGUGGUGCAGUUCCAGGUGCUCAACCAGAGCUGCCAGUGCCUGGCCUGGGAGCCUCAUGCCCUUGUCAGGUGGGGAGCUGAGAGCCAGCACGUGGUGGCAGGGUACAGCGAUGGCACCAUGCGUGUGUUCAGCGUUUCCAGGACAGAGAUGGAGCUGAAGAUGCAUCCCCACAGCGCUGCACUCACGGCCCUUGCCUACUCCACAGAGGGAGAAAUGAUCUUAUCAGGAGGCAAGGAUGGGCUCGUGGCUGUCAGCAGCCCCCGCACUGGAAUGACAAUCCGUGUCCUGGCUGACCACAAGGGCUCCUGCAUCACCGUGCUGCAGUGCACCAGGAAGCAGUACCAUGAUUUUGGGGUGGAAGGAAGCGAGCUCUGGCUGGCCACCAGCUUGGACCGACGGGUCAGCGUCUGGGCCUCCGACUGGCUGAAGGAUAAGUGUGAGCUCCUGGACUGGCUCAGCUUCCCAGCUCCUGCCAGCCCCCAGGGUCUCAGCAGCCUCCCACCCAGCCUGGCCGCCUUCUGCCCCUGGGAACCUGGCACCCUGGUCUAUGUUGGUUUUGGGGUGCAGAAGGAAGCCCUGUUCUACAGCCUGCGCCAGAAACAG
This is a messenger RNA of Merops nubicus (carmine bee-eater), 999 nucleotides long. Its product is annotated as WD repeat-containing protein 90-like. The record is from RefSeq and is a predicted model, not a curated record. Gene Ontology annotation, molecular function: protein binding. The transcript is spliced from 8 exons. NCBI's taxonomy places the organism in Eukaryota, Metazoa, Chordata, Aves, Coraciiformes, Meropidae. The annotation marks the transcript as partial.